Messenger RNA from Cucurbita moschata (crookneck pumpkin), 1576 nucleotides. RefSeq names its product heme oxygenase 1, chloroplastic-like. The coding region runs from base 265 to 1128 and encodes 287 amino acids. Gene Ontology annotation, molecular function: heme oxygenase (decyclizing) activity. Gene Ontology annotation, biological process: heme oxidation; phytochromobilin biosynthetic process. The transcript has 4 exons. NCBI's taxonomy places the organism in Eukaryota, Viridiplantae, Streptophyta, Magnoliopsida, Cucurbitales, Cucurbitaceae. The record is from RefSeq and is a predicted model, not a curated record.
UUUUAGGAAGCAAAAAAAGCGCGCUGCGUUGAUGAUCUCGCAUUGGAAUUAUCCAGAGAGCGAUGGUGGACACGGAACCCGGCGACUUCAGCUCCAUUCCCGUACCUUGCUUCUUCCUUCUUCUGUCUCUUUCUGGUUAAUGGGUACCAUUUGUUUUCUUCAAUUUCCCCUUAUAAACAACAUUCAUAGCUUCUUCUUCAACAUUCUGUGAACCCCUGUUUCAAAUCUCUGUUUCUUAUAACCCACUACUCGUUUUCUUCGACCAUGGCUUCCCUUAACUCAAUUUCUCCUUUUCAGUCUCUCUUCAAUAAAACCCUUUUCAUGGUUCCAGCUUCUUUUUCGAACCCAAGUUUGGAUUCCUGUUUCUUACCCAAAAGGGUUCUCUUCGCGAAGAAUCCUGUGGGAAUUUCAACCGUUCGAACGAAGGUUGUGCCUCCUAUUUCGGCCACCACGGCUGAGAAGCCGAAGAAGAGGUACCCUGGUGAAUCAAAAGGGUUUGUGGAGGAGAUGAGGUUUGUGGCGAUGAAAUUGCACACCAGGGAUCAAGCUAAAGAGGGUGAGAAAGUGAGUAAAGAGCCCCAAGAGGGGCCUGUUGCUGAAUGGGAGCCGACUGUUGAAGGGUAUUUGAGGUUUCUUGUUGAUAGCAAACUGGUUUAUGAUACACUUGAUACAAUCAUUGCUAAGGCUGUAUUUCCGUUCUAUGCAGAGUUUAGUAACACAGGAUUGGAAAGGUCUGAACCAUUGGCAAAAGAUUUGGAAUGGUUCAAAGAGCAAGGGUUUGUGAUUCCUGAGCCUUCUUCUCCUGGAAUUACCUAUGCUCGUUAUCUUGAAGAGAUAUCCGAGAAGGAUCCUCAAGCAUUUAUUUGCCAUUUCUAUAAUAUGUACUUUGCCCAUACUGCUGGUGGUCGGAUGAUUGGGCGAAAGGUAGCAGAAAAGAUACUCAACAACAAAGAGUUGGAAUUUUAUAAAUGGGAGGGUGACCUUUCCCAAUUGCUGGAGAAUGUAAGGGAGAAGCUGAACAAAGUUGCCGAAAGCUGGAGUAGGGAGGAGAAGAAUCAUUGCCUGGAGGAAACUGAGAAAUCUUUUAAGCACUCGGGAGAAAUUCUCCGUUUGAUAUUGUCAAGAUGACGAUGACGACAACGACAAACGUGAUGACAAUGCUUUGCUUGGUUUUAGUAGUCAUGUUAAUUUUCCUUUUGUACAGCUCUAAUGGGUUAUACCCACCAUCUCUGUCAAAGAUGAAACUCUUUGCUCUUUAUAACGUUCAUUUAAGGUAAAAGUAUCUGUUUGCUGAAAAGUUAUGCCCUUAAAGGGAUAUUAAAGUGUAUUUACAGGAACGAAGUUAUGUUCUCAUUUAGUUUGGUUUUGGUUAGGAUUUAGUGUUUGGGUCUGCUGCUUCUGGGUCUGCUGGGAGUUUGGUUGGACGGUUCGCAAAGCUGCAUGGCUGCUAUGUUGUUGGCUCUGCUGCUUCUGAUCAAAAGGUCUUCUGAUAACUCUAUUAUGCGUCUGGGUCUGCUCUUAUGUUCUUGUUGUUAUUUACAUGCUAAUGAACUCUCCUUCUCAAUUUGCUGAUAUC